ACACUCUGCAGGCUGUACAGUGCAUGGAAGCGAUACGUUCUCCAAGCUGAGGCUGGGAAGUCUCUGCAGCUUCCCCUUGGACACCCCUACUGAACUUUCUUUGCCGAGCUCCGCGACGAAGCGCUCAAUGAGCCACCAGCGCAGACCACUGUAACUUCAGAAGAACGCGGGGGGGGCUAGGCUGCCCUUCACAGAGGACGGGGAGAUGAUCACUCGACUUUCCCUGCUGGUUCUUGCUGCCUGCUUUGCUGCGGACCUGGUACAAGCGGGAGGGAAGAAGAACUAUCAGGGGCCAUGUGCAGGACGAGAUUGCAGCGGGGGCUGCAAAUGCUUUCCAGAAAAAGGAGCCCGGGGUCGUCCAGGUCAGCUUGGAGCUCAGGGUCCAAUGGGGCCCCCAGGUUUCUCAGGGCCAAGCGGAGUUGCUGGACCAAAGGGUGAAAGAGGAACUCAAGGCUUACCAGGACCAUCUGGGUCAAAAGGCGACCAGGGCCCUAUGGGAGUUCCAGGGUUCCAAGGUGCCAAUGGAGUACCUGGUUAUAGUGGACAGCCAGGUCACAGAGGCUUGCCUGGACUGGAUGGUUGUAAUGGUACCACUGGAGAUGACGGUUUUCCUGGGUCUUCUGGUUUUUCUGGGCCAGCUGGAUCAUCAGGUAUUCCAGGUCCCAAAGGCCAGAAGGGUGAACCAUCCUAUAUACAAGGUGGAAUUAAAGGACCUAAGGGAGAUGAUGGAACAAAUGGCGCUGAUGGGUUUCCUGGACCACGUGGCCCAGCUGGAUCCUCUGGACUGACAGGGCCAGCUGGUCUACCAGGCUUACCAGGUCCACCUGGUCCACCUGGAUUUAUUGGACCAAAGGGUAAUAUGGGAGUUGGUUAUCAAGGAGAGAAAGGAGAGAAGGGAGACACUGGCGGUCAGGGUGACCCAGGACCUCCAGCAUCUAGUGGAAUGGAAUUCUCAACCUUUCUUAAAGGAAUCCCAGGAGAACUGGGAGACAGUGGUGAUCCUGGAUAUCCUGGAACACCUGGAAUGCCUGGGCCAGCUGGGUUUAAUGGAAAAGGAGAGAAAGGGGAGAAAGGUAUUCCUGGUCUUCCGGGUGUAAGGGGCUUUCCGGGAACAGAUGGAUUUAAUGGAUUUCCUGGAGAUAAGGGGAAUACUGGACCUCCUGGGCUCAUUGGGCUUGAUGGUUUCAAAGGCGUUAAGGGUGAACAGGGUGACAUAGGUUUUCCUGGGGCACCCGUGUAUAUAAAUAACGGUGGAUCAGCAUUUCCAGGUUUACCAGGAGAUCCAGGUGUUCCUGGGUUUCAAGGUAUGCCAGGAGAUGAUGGAUUCACUGGUACUCCCGGCUUUCCUGGACCCCCGGGGUUUCCAGCAUUUGGAAGAGGUCGACCUGGUCCUUCCGGCUUUCCAGGUAUUCAAGGAUACAAAGGGGAUAUAGGAGAUCCAGGUAGAGCAGCUUAUGGUCCACAAGGAAUCCAAGGAAACCUUGGACCACAAGGGCCACCUGGAUUUCGAGGACCUCCAGGACCACCUGGACCAGGACGACAGAUUGGUGGUGAACCUGGAAAACCAGGAGAGAAGGGAACGCAAGGUCCUCCAGGGAGAUUUGGAGACAAAGGAUUGAAAGGUGAUGAUGGUGACUGUGCUUGUGGUGGCAUAGAUAAUGCACGUGGUAGGAUCGGACCACCUGGACCUCCAGGUCCACCCGGAAGUAAUGGUUUUCCAGGAUUUACGGGACCUAGUGGAGACCCAGGAAGGAGAGGAUCAGUGGGUCCAUCUGGACCUCCUGGGUCUCCAGGCACUGCUGGUGUUCCAGGACUUAAAGGAGAGAAAGGAGAACCAGUUUACCCAUCCGGUCGUGGAGUUCGUGGAGAUCCUGGAGCUGUAGGACUUAGAGGAGCCCCUGGACUUUCAGGAAAGGCAGGAAGAGAUGGGCUCCCGGGGUUGCCAGGUCGUAAAGGAUUUCCUGGAGAAGGUGGAGCUGGUAAUCCUGGUGAGAAGGGAUUUCCAGGGCCCCUGGGCCAAAAAGGUCGCCGUGGAGAAAGUGGACUUCCUGGUAUUGGCUUUCCUGGUUUACCUGGCUCUCGUGGUCUGCCUGGUGAUCCUGGGCUCCCAGGACAAGAUGGGCGACUAGGUGAUCCAGGACCACCUGGUGACUGCUGCUGCGGGGACAAUGUUGGUAAUGGAGACUUAGUCACAGAGGGAGGGCAAACUUUACCAUGCAUAAUUGCUGGGGAACCAGGUGACCCAGGAAUGCCCGGUGACCCUGGACCUGUAGGACCUAGAGGUGAAAAAGGAUUCCCUGGAAUCCCAGGGCUCCGUGGCUUUGAUGGCGGUAGCGGACAACCGGGCAGUCCAGGUCUUGGUGGAUUUCCAGGACCACAAGGCUUUACAGGUCCCCGUGGAGAUGAAGGCCCUUCUGGAUUUCCUGGCCUGGAUGGCAUUGAUGGACCUCCAGGCAAGUUCGGACUUCCUGGUUUGCCUGGUUUCAAAGGAGCACGUGGUGAAGUAUUAGGGGCGGAGCCUGGUGCUGCUGGUGAACCUGGAAGACCUGGAUUCAUAGGAGAUAAAGGAGUUCGUGGAGACUCUGGAUUCGAUGGGCAAAAAGGCUUAGAUGGACGACCUGGAUUGAUGGGAGCUAAAGGUGAAAGGGGUAAUUCAGGAUUUCCAGGUGGACCAGGUCCCAGAGGUCUGCCAGGAUUUGGAGGAGAAGCUGGCAUUAAGGGGAAACAAGGACCAAUGGGAGAUAUUGGACUCCCAGGGUCAUCAGGCUGCCAAGGCUUUCCUGGAGCAAAGGGUAUACCUGGAAACAGAGGUUCCCCAGGUCCAGCUGGUAUGAAAGGUAGUCCAGGUCCUAAUGGAGAUGCAGGUCGUCCUGGUGAUUUAGGACCAUCUGGACCCCCAGGACCAAGUGCUCGAGAUGGACUGCCAGGCUUUCCAGGAGCUAAAGGUGAUAAAGGAUCUCUCGGUCUGAUCGGCUUUCCUGGUAUGCCUGGACGUCCGGGCCGUCCUGGUAGCAGCGGAUUUAAAGGAUAUGAUGGAUUACCUGGAAGAAAUGGUGCUCCAGGACUUGAAGGUCAAAAGGGGGAGAAAGGCAGCGCGGGUGACCCUGGCCCACGAGGUCCAGCAUCGAUUGUAAAUGAGAACAUGCUUUUAGGAGAACCUGGAGAACCUGGAAGAAACGGACAACCAGGGUUCCCUGGCCCCCGAGGUGAUAAAGGUUUCCCUGGUCUACCUGGGUCACCUGGCCUCCCUGGAUUCUCAGGAACACCAGGAAGAGAUAAAGGUCAAGGUGGAGAUCCUGGGCUUCCUGGAGCAUUUGGAAGGCCGGGUCCUCCUGGUAUUAAAGGCUCACUAGGGAUCAUAGGAUUUCCAGGGAUGCCAGGAAUGAAUGGUGCAGAUGGAUUACCAGGUAGCCCUGGUUUUGCUGGUGCGCCUGGACGACCUGGUGAAAAAGGUGACCGCGGGGAAUCUUUAGGGCAGCCUGGUGCUCCGGGACUUAAGGGAGAACGUGGAUUACCAGGAAAUCCAGGUGGAAGAGGCUUUGAUGGACUCCCAGGAGAUGUUGGACCAUAUGGAAGACCUGGAAGCCCAGGAGUAAAAGGCUUGCCUGGAGAGUUUGGCCGUCCAGGACAACCAGGAUCUCCUGGCCUUCAGGGAUUUCGGGGAAACCCUGGGUUUGUUGGAACCCCUGGAUUACCUGGACCUCAGGGAUUCCCUGGACCUGCAGGAGCCCCAGGUCUUAAAGGAUUUCCUGGUUUUUCUGGGCUGGAUGGAUUAAAUGGCUUGCCUGGCACAAGAGGAUUACCCGGCACACCUGGUUUAAGUGAAGCUGGACGGCCGGGAACUCCUGGAUUUCCAGGUCCUAAAGGUGAAAAAGGAUCUCCCAACACAGUCCCUGGACAACCUGGAUUUAAUGGUUCUAAAGGCAAUCGUGGAGAUCCAGGUCUUACUGGUGUUCCUGGAACUUCUGGACCACCUGGGCCACCAGGAAUAACAGAUACUUUACCUGGAUUCCCCGGAGACCCUGGACCGCCUGGACUAGAUGGAGAGAUGGGAUUGCCAGGACGUGCUGGACCACGUGGUCCCCCUGGUCCAGCCUCCAAUCAAGGAGACACAGGAGAUCCUGGAUUACCAGGAUCACCUGGCAGAGCCAGUAUGAAAGGAGAUGCAGGUUUCCCUGGAAAUCCUGGCAGCCCUGGAGCUCCUGGUAUGAAAGGUCUAAGAGGUGAUCCAGGAUUCAUUGGGAGUCCUGGAAAAGAGGGUGCUUUUGGAGAUCCCGGAUAUCCUGGACUCAAGGGAGAAAAGGGGAACCAAGGUUUUCAAGGUCCAACGGGGCGCCCAGGUCCACCUCCCUUAGAUAUAGAUUCUUCUCUUGCAAUUCCUGGUCUUCCUGGUAUCAAUGGCUUUGAUGGUGCGCCAGGUGAAAGAGGUCUACAGGGAGGAGCAGGAACUCCCGGCAGCAAAGGUUUUCCUGGCCGUCCAGGGCAGAUGGGAAGGAAUGGAACACCAGGUCAGCCUGGGUUUAUUGGUGAUGCUGGUGACCCAGGUAUUCCAGGGACCUCAGGAUUUGAAGGUUCUCCAGGAAAACAGGGCUCCGCUGGACUACCUGGUAUGCCUGGAAGGAGUGUAGGUGUUGGCUAUACCUUGGUGAAACACAGCCAGGCUGAAACAAUUCCUCAGUGUCCAGUCGGAAUGAACAGACUUUGGGAUGGCUACAGUUUGCUCUAUGUAGAAGGACAGGAAAAGGCUCACAACCAAGACCUUGGUCUUGCUGGAUCUUGCCUGCCCCGAUUUAGCACAAUGCCUUUUGUCUACUGUAAUAUCAACGAGGUCUGCUAUUAUGCCAGCCGAAAUGACAAGUCUUACUGGCUGUCCACCAGUGCUCCUAUUCCUAUGAUGCCUGUGUCCAGCACCCAGAUUAAAAACUACAUCAGCCGCUGCUCUGUGUGUGAAGCUUCUUCUCAGGCUGUUGCUGUUCACAGCCAAGACAACAGCAUCCCACAAUGUCCUAAUGGCUGGAGGAGCCUGUGGAUAGGAUACUCUUUCCUUAUGCACACAGCUGCGGGUGCAGAAGGUGGCGGCCAGUCCUUAGUGUCCCCUGGCUCAUGUCUGGAAGACUUCCGGGCCACUCCAUUCAUCGAAUGCAAUGGCGCUCGAGGAACCUGCCAUUACUUUGCCAACAAGUACAGUUUUUGGCUCACUACUGUGGAUGAAACAAGGCAGUUUGCUGGGGCGCCCCCCUCCGAGACACUAAAAGCUGGGCAACUUCGAACACGUGUCAGCCGCUGUCAGGUGUGCAUGAAGAACUUGUAGCACAAUUGCUUUCCCAAGAACUCCUUCCAGCCUCCAUCAGUGUAUACAAAGGCACGCAAGCUGGCCAUUCUGAUCAAAGGCAUUCGCCUCGGAACUAGGAGAUUACAAUAAGGCACUUUUUUUUUAACGAAAUAGCAAAUAAUAUCUGCUGUAAAGUCAUCAGUCAGAUGAUAAGUGAGAGGCCAUACAAUGAAGUAUGGACAGGUCACAUUUUGGAGAGGAAAUAUUUGAAAAGAAAUGGUGCUAGUCUAUUGUGUAUUAUUCAUGGCUACCUCAGAAAGGCCUCCGUAAAUCUGAAUCUGUGGUACGGUAGUCUCAUGCUGAUCACUGAAUUUCAUCCAUGGUGCUAGAUAGGAUUUGUCUUGGAGAGAAAGAGCUUCAAGACAAGUUCAUGACUCAAUCUGGAAGAACCAAACAGCUGUAUUGUAGUCACUUGUGUGUGAUAUUUGAAUGUUACCCUGAAAGCAGAUGAGAGUGCCAGUCAAAGCAAAGAACUGUGCUUGAUG
This is a messenger RNA of Nanorana parkeri, 5817 nucleotides long. It is a transcript of the gene COL4A6, whose product is annotated as collagen type IV alpha 6 chain. Gene Ontology annotation, molecular function: extracellular matrix structural constituent. Gene Ontology annotation, cellular component: basement membrane; collagen trimer. The transcript is spliced from 48 exons. Lineage: Eukaryota; Metazoa; Chordata; Amphibia; Anura; Dicroglossidae. The record is from RefSeq and is a predicted model, not a curated record. Bases 206 to 5311 code for a protein of 1701 amino acids.